UGUAUUUAUGAAGAUUCUCAUUUUGAAAUGCAACAGUAAGUUUAUAUGUCAUUCUUAAUAUAUACUAUGAGAACUGCAUUAAAAUUAAAUCUGAGAUAUACUAAAAAGUAUAUUUUUUAGUGUUUGUGCUACAUGCAUUCUAACCUAGAUUCUUUUUUUUUUCCAGCAGUGAUUUUGAAAAGCAACUCCAAGAAACAUCUGUUUUCCAAAUGACAAAUAAUGUGGUUAUAGACAGAGUAUCACUGCCUGGUUAUGAAAAUUGUGAAACUACUUUGACUAUUUUACAAGAUCAGCUGGUGACAGAAACUGAGAAAACGAUCCUUCAGAGUGCAUCUACAAAUGCAUAUUUAACAGUUGCUGUAGGAGAAAAUAGCCAGUCAAGUGAUCCUUAUCACCAGUACAUCAAUAUUUUGGAAGUGACUGAAGAUGAUGACAUAGAAGGGCCCAUUGUCUUCAAUGACAGCUCUCAUGAUUCAUCGGGCGAUAGUUUUCUUCUUAAAGACAUUCUUCAAAAUUUGCCUGAUGUAAUUAGUGAAGAAGAAAGCAGCAUUUUUAACAUUAACAGAUCUUCACUGUGGGAGGGAGCAGUAUGUGGAUUUAAGAGAAAUAUGUAUUCUCCUAACAAACGUAUGUCCAUUAAGUUUACUGAUGAUGUUGGCCAUUCAGAAGGCGCUGUUGACAUUGGAGGACCUCGCAGAGAAUUCCUGAGACUUUUGAUGAGAUAUCUCCAAUCUAGUUCUCUCUUUAUGGGGCCAGAACAUAAAAAAUACUUAGCAGUCAAUAGUGUUUUUUUAUAUUGUUAUUAUUUAUGUUAG
Messenger RNA from Erpetoichthys calabaricus (reedfish), 815 nucleotides. RefSeq lists its product as uncharacterized. The transcript is spliced from 3 exons. Gene Ontology annotation, molecular function: ubiquitin-protein transferase activity. NCBI's taxonomy places the organism in Eukaryota, Metazoa, Chordata, Cladistia, Polypteriformes, Polypteridae. The record is from RefSeq and is a predicted model, not a curated record. Bases 210 to 815 code for a protein of 201 amino acids.